This is a messenger RNA of Culicoides brevitarsis, 2210 nucleotides long. RefSeq names its product glutamate decarboxylase (gene Gad1). Gene Ontology annotation, cellular component: cytoplasm. Gene Ontology annotation, molecular function: glutamate decarboxylase activity; pyridoxal phosphate binding. Lineage: Eukaryota; Metazoa; Arthropoda; Insecta; Diptera; Ceratopogonidae. The coding region runs from base 333 to 1871 and encodes 512 amino acids. Gene Ontology annotation, biological process: GABA biosynthetic process. The transcript is spliced from 10 exons. The record is from RefSeq and is a predicted model, not a curated record.
AUAGCUGGUGAGGUCGUCAGGCAGUUUGCUACUUAAAAAAAAUCCUUCUUCAGAAAAAAUCACAAAAAAAGUGAAAUUCCUUAAGAAAAAAUUAAAAAAUAAUUAAAAAUCGUUUCCCGUCCCGUGGAUUAAAUUGAAUUUUAAACCUCUUUUAGUCGAAAUUUCGUGAUUUUAAGAGCUUCGAGUGUUACAUAAGAGUGUUUCAUAAACAAGUCACACACGUAGAAACACACACAAAAUACACACGAAUUAAUUGGAAUUUAAAAAAAAUUAAAGUUGAAGGUCAAUUUUAAGCUAAUUGUUACUUCAGAAAACCCUUAAAAGCUAAAAACAUGACAUCGAUUGACCCAAAUAAGUACAAGCUGUCUGACAAGACGAAAAAUCUUACCGCUCAAGACAUAGUACCGCACGUCAGCGAAAAAGCAGAUCCCGAAACACGGGAAUUCCUUCAGAAGGUUGCCGAUAUCCUCGUUGACUAUGUUCUCGUGCAAAAUGAUCGGAAAGAGAAAGUUCUCGAUUUUCAUCAUCCCGAGGAUAUGAUGAAACUUUUGGACAUGAACUUACCUGACGAUCCCGUGAGUUUGCAACAAUUGCUCGUUGAUUGCGCUACUACGUUGAAGUAUCAAGUGAAAACAGGUCAUCCUCACUUCUUCAACCAACUCUCAUGCGGUUUGGAUGUCGUUUCCAUGGCUGGCGAAUGGUUAACUGCCACGGCAAAUACCAACAUGUUCACUUAUGAAAUUGCGCCCGUCUUCAUUCUCAUGGAGAAUGUCGUGAUGACUCGAAUGCGCGAAAUUAUCGGAUGGGAUUGCGGAGACUCGAUUUUGGCUCCCGGAGGUUCAAUUUCUAACUUGUACGCCUUUUUGGCAGCACGUCACAAGAUGUUCCCUAAUUACAAAGAACACGGCCCGAAAUGCUUGCCCGGCGAACUUUGCAUCUUCACAUCCGAUCAAUGUCAUUAUUCGGUGAAAUCCUGUGCUGCUGUUUGUGGCUUGGGCACUGAUAAUUGCAUCAUGGUGCCAUCUGAUGAGCACGGAAAAAUGAUUGUUUCGGAGUUGGAUCGAUUGAUUCGCGAGAGAAAGGCAAUGGGACAAAUUCCAUUCUUUGUGAAUGCCACAGCAGGCACUACAGUCUUGGGUGCAUUCGAUCCCAUCAGCGAAAUUGCCGAUGUCUGUGAAAAGUAUGGAUGUUGGUUGCAUAUCGAUGCGGCAUGGGGUGGCGGUCUAUUGUUGUCUCAGAAAUAUCGACAUCCACGACUCACUGGAGUUGAAAGAGCACAAUCUGUCACCUGGAAUCCGCACAAAUUGAUGGGAGCUCUUUUGCAGUGCUCGACGAUUCAUUUCAAGGAAGAGGGACUUCUCUUGAGCUGCAACCAAAUGUCUGCGGAAUAUUUGUUCAUGACUGACAAAUUGUACGACAUCAGAUACGAUACAGGAGACAAAGUCAUCCAAUGCGGUCGUCACAACGACAUUUUCAAGCUUUGGUUGCAAUGGAGAUCAAAGGGUCAAAUUGGUUUCGCUCAACACAUGGAUCAUCUCAUGGAAUUGGCGCAAUACCAAGUGAAACGCAUCAAGGAACAAUCCGACAAAUUCCAUCUCAUCCUGGAACCGGAAUUGGUGAAUGUCUCGUUUUGGUACAUUCCGAAACGACUUCGUGGGGUGCCACAUUCGCCCGCCAAGGAAAAGGAAUUGGGCAAGAUUUGUCCAAUAAUUAAAUCCCGCAUGAUGGAAUCCGGCACCUUGAUGGUUGGAUAUCAACCCGAUGAUAGACGUCCCAACUUCUUCCGGUCAAUUAUCUCGUCAGCUGCUGUCAAAAAGGAUGAUGUCGACUUCAUGUUGAACGAAAUCGAUCGACUAGGGUCUGACUUGUAAAUUAAAAAACACAGAAAAGUAGUCACUUGUAGUUGAAAAUUAUCUGCUAACUAUAAAAUAUCCCCCAAAAAACGAAAAAAAAAAAAUUAGUGUUAAAGUUACAAAAAAAAAUAUAUAUUUUAACUGACAAGUUAUACAAAUAUAAAAAAAAAUAUAUAAAUAUAUAUUUGAUGAAACUGCCCUAUGAAAGGUCAAUAUGCGAGUUGUUAAGAGUUUAAAUUAAAAGAAACAAGAAAUUGUUUGAACGUGUGAAGAUUUUAGACAAAAAUAUAUAUAUUAUUAGUUCAAAGCUAAAAAAAAAGUUCAAAGUUAGUAAAAAUUAUAAAAGUUUAAAAAUUA